AUGAGGAAGUUAUGGCUUUUCUUUCUCUUCACUUUUGCAAACACAAACCUCACUUCAGGUUGCUUCGAGCAUGAGAGGGAAGCUCUUCUCCAAUUCAAACGCAGUAAUUUAUCAGACCCUUAUGGUCAACUAUCAUCUUGGAAUGGAAACAACUGCUGCCACUGGCAAGGGGUCGGCUGCGAUAAUGCAACCAGACAUGUCACUAGGCUUGACCUCGAAGCUGAUCGGUCAUUUUUUAUGAAAUCUUUUCAAAAGUUAAAGGCAAAAGAAUUGAAUCCGUGUUUGGCCAAGUUGACUCAUCUGAGUUACAUGGAUUUGAGUGGGAUACAUUUUGGUGGUAGUCCAAUUCCUGAGUUCAUAGGAUCGCUAACACAACUCAGGAACCUAAUACUUCAUUCUGCAGGAUUUUCAGGUGUGGUGCCUCAUUUUAUUGGAAAUCUGUUGAAUUUGCGUGUUCUUGAUCUUGGUGACAUGAAACUGCUAGUUGUGGAUGAUUUCACAUGGUUUUCAAAUCUUUUAUCACUCACGUAUCUUGAUCUAAGCAGAGUGAGUAUUGUUAAAGCUCCAAAUUUUGACAAAGUAUUGCUGUAUAUGAUUCCUACUUUACUAGAGUUACGCUUGUCUGGUUGUGAUCUUUCUAAUUCUCAUUUCCAUCGCACACAUCUUUAUUCGAAUCUUACCCUUUCCACCAUUCAAAAACUUGAUCUUAGUUCCAAUUCAUUCCAAGGUGAAUUCCCUCUGUUUUUACAAAACUUGACGUCUUUACGAGUUCUUGAUCUUUCAUCCAAUGCCCUCAAUUCUUCAAUUCCGGUCUUCAAAGAGAUUGUCGAUCUCAAGCUUCGGCGAAAUAAUUUUAAGGGUAUUGAAGAUACAAGGGUCUGGAGACUCUGUCAGUUAAAGCGGUUGGAUCUUUCAGAGAAUUCUAUGGAAGGGGGAUUCACGGUGCCAGCAAGCAAUGGAGAAUGUGCCCAAUUUUCUCUGGAGACACUGAAUCUAAAUGACAACAAGUUUGGUGGUGAAAUUCCGAAAUCACUAGGAAGGCUUACGGCCUUGAGAGAAUUGAAUCUUGGAUGGAACCAGUUAACAGGAACCAUCCCGGAAGCACUAGGAAAUUUAACAAGUUUACAGGAUUUAUAUCUUGCUUCGAACAAGUUAACAGGUUUGGUUCCUACGUCUAUCGGAAACCUGCUGUUGUUACAAAAUCUUGAUUUAUCUUGGAACCUGUUAAAGGGGACGAUACCAUUAUCACUAGGACAACUAUCGAAUCUAGAAUUCAUGCAUCUCUCUUACAAUUGGUUGUCUGCACUUCCAUUAUCGCUUGGAAACCUCUCAAAACUUCAGCUUCUAGAUUUACGCAAUAACUUUUUGCGAGGGCCUUUUCCUAGCAUUGGAAAACUUUCCGAACUUAGAGUUCUUGGCAUAUCCGAAAAUUCUUUAUCUGGUGUAGUCACUGAAGCUCAUUUCUCAAAUACAUCGAUGUUAAAACUCCUCCAUGUAACCUCAAACUAUAGAUUGAGCUUCAAGAUUUCACCUGAUUGGAAGCCUCCUUUUCGGAUAGAAUCACUUAAGCUUGGAUCUUGUAAAAUUGAAUCAGAAUUUCCACGUUGGAUUCGAGCACAAACAAGUCUUGACACCCUAAUCCUUUCCAAUACUAGCAUUUCAGGACCACUUCCAGAUUGGCUUAAUGACCUCCCUGUCAUGACUGUUCUGGAUCUCUCCCAUAACUUUCUCAAAGGUCCAUUGACAAACCUUCCAUCUAACCAAACAAUACCAGUUUGCUCUAUAGAGACGUGUUCGUUGUUUCUUCAGAACAACCUCUUCUACGGAUCGAUUCCAGAUUCAUUGUGUAAUGUUACAAAUUUAUAUUAUCUCGAUCUUUCUAGAAAUAUGCUAUCUGGGACUUUUCUAGAUUGCCUUGGAAAUCUCAGAAAGCUGCAAGUUGUGAUAUUAAGUUCCAACAGGCUCUCGGGUGUCAUUCCAAGCUCUCUUGGCAAUCUUGGUUCUUCGCUACAAUGGUUAGCUUUAAAUAACAACAGUUUCCAUGGUGAACUUCCGAAAACUCUGGCAAAUUGCACAAGUUUGGCUUUGCUGGAUUUGGGUGAAAACAGAUUCUUUGGAAGAAGCCAGUUACUAAAUUGA
Messenger RNA from Lactuca sativa (garden lettuce), 2139 nucleotides. RefSeq lists its product as uncharacterized. Gene Ontology annotation, molecular function: protein binding. NCBI's taxonomy places the organism in Eukaryota, Viridiplantae, Streptophyta, Magnoliopsida, Asterales, Asteraceae. The record is from RefSeq and is a predicted model, not a curated record.